Parnassius mnemosyne (clouded apollo) is the source of this 756-nucleotide messenger RNA. The record is from the annotation of a GenBank genome assembly. Lineage: Eukaryota; Metazoa; Arthropoda; Insecta; Lepidoptera; Papilionidae.
AUGUCUAAAAUAUUUACUCCUACUAAUCAAAUACGUUUAACAAAUGUCGCUAUUGUAAGGUUGAAAAAAGGUGGAAAGAGAUUCGAAAUUGCGUGUUAUAGAAACAAGGUUUUAUCAUGGAGAAAUAAGUUAGAAAAGGAUAUAGAUGAGGUGCUGCAAACACAUACAGUGUUUACAAAUGUGUCUAAAGGGCAAGUAGCAAAAAAGGAAGAUUUAAUUCAAAAUUUCGGUAAAGAUAACCACACAGAAAUUUGUAAAGAAAUUUUGGAAAAGGGGGAACUUCAAGUAACAGAUAAAGAGCGACAUUCUCAAAUAGAUUCUUUAUUUAAAGAUAUUGCAACAACGGUUGCUGACAAAUGUGUUAAUCCUGAAACAAAAAGGCCAUAUCCUGUAUCUAUAAUUGAAAAAGCAAUGAAGGAUAUACACUUUUCAGUUAAUGUUAACAGGAGUGCAAAACAACAAGCACUUGAUGUUAUUCAAAUGAUCAAAAAAGAAAUCCCUCUUGAAAGAGCACAAAUGCGAGUAAGAAUUUCACUUAGUGGUAAAGAUGCACGAAAAGUUAGAGAUAAAGCCAUUAAACUUGCAACGAGUGUUGAAGAAGAAAAUUGGGAAUCUGGUACUGCAAAUAUCAUUUGUUUAAUAGAUCCAGGUAGUUUCAGACAUUUAGAUGAGAUGAUACGAGCUGAUUCAAAAGCCCAUGGACAAUUUGAAUUACUGAAUUUGAAAGAAAUGGUUGAAGGUGAACAAGCUUUAUAA